Molecule: messenger RNA, 5161 nt
Organism: Sphaeramia orbicularis (orbiculate cardinalfish)
Lineage: Eukaryota; Metazoa; Chordata; Actinopteri; Kurtiformes; Apogonidae
Product: chitin synthase chs-2-like
Exons: 22
Coding region: 13-3927 (1304 amino acids)
Biological process (GO): chitin biosynthetic process
Cellular component (GO): cell septum; cell periphery
Molecular function (GO): chitin synthase activity
Source: RefSeq, a predicted model, not a curated record
UCCACAGUCACCAUGGAAGAGGAAAGAGAUACCACCAACUGCAGGAGGUCAUGGGAUACCUGCCGAGAGGUUCCCAUGAUCCAAGAUGAACACACUCCCUGGAAAAUGAUCAAACUGUUGAGGUUCAUCGCCCUCAUUGUAGUCGCUCUGAUCGUGUUCGGAUUAGCACUAUGCAGCAAGUCGUCAUUCCUCCUCCUCAUCACUUUGUCCAAUGAAGGCACACAGACUCUCCCAGAUGACCAGAAACCUGUCGCUCUCUUGUGUAUUGGCUGCGUUCUUAUUGCAUCAAGCCUCCUUCUGUUUCUCAAAAGUGUUUGGAAGGCAUGCUACAAGACAUCAAAGUUUCCCAAAAAAACUACCGUUGCUCUGGUUCUGUUCUUUGAGUUCGUAGCGUCUACGAGUGCGGCGAUCCUCACCAUCGUCGCCAUGCCACAUCUGGACAUCGUUACCAAUGUCACAAUACUGAACGGCAUCGCGAUCCUCUCUGCGCUCCUUCAAAUCAUCGCUCAGUGCAUGGCCAAAGAAAGAAACCGCUUCCUGCUGCCCUCCAUCACCGCUUUCAUCCUCAUUUUGCUUGGCUACACCCUCUUCCUGACCUUGUACAUCAUGAAGAACCCCAGUGACACGAAGAUGGCGCUCUGGGUGGGCCUGGCUGUGGGUGGGUCUUUGCUGGUGUCUUUUAACUGGUGGGAGAACUACAUCAGGGUGAUCAGCGAGCACAGCAAGUCCAUCUUCAUCCAAGUCUUCUACAAAGACAUGAGAAGGUGUGAGAACAUGCUCAACAUCUUCUCCAGCCUGCUCCGGAUCAUAGUGACGGCCUGCGUGCUCGGAGCCUACGUCCCAUUGGCCAAGAUGGACUGGGACGUGGUGACCUCCAUCCCCCGCCGUCAAACAAGGAUCAUCUCCAUCAUCAUCGGGGUCCAGCUGGUCUCCUCAGCGCUCUGCCACUGGUUCUCCCUGUCGGCCUGUAAGAUGCAUGCCCUGCGACGGUGCUUCAUCCUGCCUUUGUACCUGGCCUCUCUGUCCGUCAUGGUUCUGUUCAUUGUCCCGGUCAUCGUUUACUACCAGGACUACAGAAUCAGUCUGAACGGCACCAGCACUAACUUCACAAACUACUGCAGCGUAGUCGUGGACGGAAGAAACACAAACCUGAAUGGCACCGUGUUCCCAGAUCUUGUCUAUGAUGUCACACACACUCUGUGCUUCCUGGACAUGUCGAGGAUUUUUGACAUCGGAAUGCUAACGGGUUCAGCAGUGUCCUGGUGGCUUGGACUGGUUCUGGCCACUCUUCACCUCUGGUACCUCACUGUUUAUCGCAUCGAAAGGACCCAGGACCUGUUCAUCAGAAGGCUGUAUGAGGGCGCCUUCAUUGAACAGUCUCUGCUCCUCAACACCCGCUUUGACAUUCAGAAAAGAAAAAAGAAGAGGAUUCACAAGGCUUCUGAACCCGCGAUGAUCUAUUUGUGUGCAACCAUGUGGCACGAGACCUACGAUGAGAUGAUGAAUAUCAUCAUCUCCAUCUUCAGAUUGGACAAAUACAGACCAAAGAAGGAUGCAAAGGUUAAAGAUUUCACCUUCGACACCCAUAUCUACUUUGAUGAUGCAUUUGAGAAUGUGGAGGGUCAGGGCCGUCACCUCAACGAAUAUGCAAAGACCCUUGUGAAUGUCCUCGCUGAGGUUUAUAGCAUCUUCACAGACAUUGAUGGCAAGUUCUUCAGAAAGCUGGAAAAGAUCCCAGAUCAGAAGGUCAUACGAACCCCAUACGGAGGCCGUCUUGUGAUCACAAUGCCUCAUGGGAAUCAAAUCACAGUUCACUUUAAAGACAAAGAACUCAUCCGGCACAAGAAGAGGUGGUCUCAGGUGAUGUAUCUUUAUUAUCUUCUGGGAUGGAAACUCAUGACUAAAUAUUACCGCCGCUGGGAUAAAGGCGAGAAUGAGGAGGACCUCAAAGAACAGAUCCAGAAAGAGAAACACAACACCUACCUCCUGGCUUUAGACGGAGACACAGACUUCCAACCAGCUGCUGUGAUGCUGCUGGUCGAUCGACUGAAAAUGUACCCACGUGUCGGCGCAGCAUGUGGCAGGAUUCACCCAACUGGUUCAGGUCCAGCUGUGUGGUUCCAGAAGUUUGAGUACGCCAUCAGUCACUGGUUGCAGAAGACAGCCGAGCAUAUGAUUGGCUGUGUUCUAUGCAGUCCAGGUUGCUUCAGUCUGUUCAGAGCAGAGGCGCUAAUGGAUGACAAUGUGAUGAAGAGGUACUCCACCAAGUCCUCAGAAGCCAGUCACUACGUCCAGUACGACCAAGGUGAGGACCGUUGGCUGUGCACUCUUCUUCUGAAGCAGGGAUGGAGGGUGGAGUACAACGCAGCUUCUGAUGCCUACACCAAUGCACCUGAAGAGUUUAAAGAACUCUACAACCAACGCCGUCGAUGGGGACCGUCCACAAUGGCCAAUGUAGCGGACCUUCUGGGUGCCACCACUGCGAUCUGCAAGAGGAACUCGUCCAUGUCUAAACCCUUCAUGUUCUACCAACUCUUCAACAUGAUCUCAGCCAUCCUGGCACCUGCUACAAUUUGCCUUUUGAUCGCAGGAAGUUUGACCUUCGUCUUAAAAAUAAACGCCAGUCUUGCCCUGGUCCUGGCUGUGGUACCUCCUGCUAUCUACCUGGGGCUUUGCUUCAAACUAAAGCCAGACACUCAGAUCACUAUUGCAGCAAUCCUCAGUAUCAUAUACGCAUUCCUCAUGUUGGUGGUCACCAUGGCCAUUGUUGGUUCGAUGGUGGCAGACCAAACCAUCCUGACACCCAGCGGUAUUUUCAUCGUUGCCAUGACGAUCAUUUACAUUUUCACUGCAGUAAUGCAUCCACAGGAGGCAGUGCUGGUGUUCUAUGGGUUUCUCUACAUCAUUUGCAUCCCCAGUGCCUACCUCCUGCUCACCAUUUACUCCAUGACCAACCUAAACAAUGUCUCCUGGGGCACCAGGGAGACCAAGCCUGACCCCAAGACUGUCCAGGCUGUGGCCGCCGCCCCACAGAUGACAACGCAGAAAGCUAAAAACACUUGCCAGCGUUUCUUCUCAUGGGUCAAAUGUUGCAAAAAGUUUGAACGGAAAUCCAGCAGAGAACAGCUCAGUCAGAACUUGAGCCCAGAACCAGAACCAUUUGAGCCCGGACCUCAGAACACCAUUGUAGAGGACAUAGACAUCAGAGAGGAGCAGAGACAAGAGCCUGCUGAAGUCUAUUCUCCUCCAAACUGGGUCGAAGAUCUGCAGAGUACGUCUAUAGAAAUGCAGCUGCAGGAGGAUUCCCUCGAAGAGGAUGAAGAAGUUUUCUGGACUGAGCUGCAGAAAAAGUACCUCGAACCACUGGUCAACGACAAAGACAAACAAAAAAAGAUGAGCGAAGAGCUUAAAAAUCUGAGAAAUAAGAUAAACUUCGCCUUCUUCAUGGUGAACGCUCUGUGGCUGGUGGCGACCUUUACCCUCCAGACGUUUGAAGACACCUUUUCCAUCAAGAUCCCUAAAGUCAACCUACAGCUGGAGGUCACUGGAGACAUCACAAUCGACCCCAUUGGAUUCAUGUUCAUUCUGGGAUUUGCUUUGUCCGUUGCGAUCCAGUUCUUCACCAUGCUCAUCCACAGAAUGUCCACUCUGAUCCAUUACGUUGCCUUUUUGGGCACUGAGCCCCUUGAGAAGAAGCCAGAAAAAGACACGUAUCGAAAAGGAAAAAAGGCCAGUGCCAGCUACAGCUCCAGCUCCGGUUCCAGCGCCGACUCAAAUUCUGACACCAUUUCCGUCUUGACCUCCGCGUCCGGCUCCACCUCCACCUCUCUGGAGGACAACUUCCCAGAGGACUCGGAAUUCGAAGAGAGCGACGAUGAGUUCUUCCCUGAGUUGUUCAGACAUGUGGACGGAGGGACGAUGGUGUGAGCACACUCCAGAACCUAGCAUUUUUUUAAUAUCCAGUGUAGGUGACAUUUACCAGAUACAUCUUUAUUAUUUAUAUUAUGUUUACAUCCAUUCAAGUGCACUUUUAAUGUACAAGAACAACUCGGUUUAGUUGAAGUUUAUAUGUAUUAUGUGCAAAUGAAACUAAAUGAAGUCAGUACAGUGUAUUUAUUAUGAAGGAUGGGAUGGUAUCUUGCAUUGUAUUAGUAUUUAACAAUGAAGUAUUUGUUUUCUUUGCUGCUUCUCUGUUUUAAUGAAAUGCACUGCCAUGUAUUAAUGCUUGAACCCCUUCCAUUAUUCAGUGUUUCUUUAAAUAUGAUUGUAUUAACGCUCAUUUUUCCCAUCAUCUGUUGAGAUUUGAUCUUCAGAGGGUAGAUUUCUAUGAAUAUCCAGGCUAUAAUCGUGACAUUCGCCUAAAGAAAUUUGCCCCAUAAACACUAUUUCAACGGAAGAAAAGCCUAAAAGAAGAUAAAAAUGUUGCAAAUCUCAGAGUAGUUGAUUCACUCAGGCUUCAACUCAGUGUUUUGUGUAACUUGGAGGUCAUGUAUAGUAGAAACAUGUCAGAUUCACAGUGAAUUAUGAUCACAGAUGACCUCCCCAGUUAUUAGAUAGAUAGAUAGAUAGAUAGAUAGAUAGAUAGAUAGAUAGAUAGAUAGAUAGAUAGAUAGAUAGAUAGAUAGAUAGAUAGAUAGAUAGAUAGAUAGAUAGAUAGAUAGAUAGAUAGAUAGAUAGAUAGAUAGAUAGAUAGAUAGAUAGAUAGAUAGAUAGAUAGAUAGAUAGAUAGAUUUUAUUGAUCCCAAACUGGGAAAUUAUAGCGCAACAGCUGCAUGGCACAGUAAAAAUAGAACAUAAGAAUAAAAACAUAGAGCACAAACACAUUAUACAAAACAAAUUAGAAGUAUAAAAACAGAAAAAUGGUAAAAAAAUAAAAUAAAAUAAAAUACAGAUUAGCAGAGGUCAGAGGGUAACACAGUUGGAGGAUUUUAUCUCCAAAACUCUUUGGUUGUAAUUGUCACUUGCUGUUUGUGAAUGUAAUGUUCACAUGUUCUAUAUUGUUUGCUGUUUUAUGAUGAUGAUCUGCAGCCAAAACCAAACUAAUGAUGAACAUAAAGAGGAUUAGAAGUAAAUGUUGACCUUUUAAGUAUUAGUUUAUAGCUAUUUUUCAAAACUUUGUGAAAAUUUAUCUGUAUUUUAUUAAUAAAAGCCUCUAUGUUCA